AUGGACUUCCUCAAGUCUGCCGUCGCAUCAGCCAUCUCCAAAGGCCCGGCCUUUCCCUAUUCGUUCGGCGAAAGAGUCGACAUCGACCAGUCCAUCUGGACUCUCCACAAUGGCACCAAGAGGGAAGACGGCUCUCGAUGCAGCAUCUUCUCCUUCGACGUGACCGCAAACAAGUCUCGCCUUCCCCUCGCAAAGAACGCUCUACGCAAGUUCCGUACUCUUCGACACCCGGGUGUAAUAAAGGUCCUGGAUACUGUUGAGACAGACACCUACAUCUACAUUGCAACUGAACGUAUAAUUCCUCUUGGCUGGAAGACGAAGAGAAAGGCUGUCUCCGAAGAGAGCAUCAAAUGGGGUCUCCACAAUGUCGCUAAAACGCUUGCAUUCAUCAAUGAAGAAGCCACUUCAGUACACGGAUGCGUCCGUACCUCAUCGAUAUUCACUACCGAGAGCGGAGAAUGGAAGCUCGGCGGUCUGGACGUUUUGAGCUCUAUGAAGGAGGACGAGGCCGUCAUCUACACAUAUGGGAGUCUCGCUCCUGACUCGGGACGCUAUGCUCCGCCUGAGGUUGCCAAAGGCGGCUGGGACAGUAUCAAAAAAAGCCCUGUGUCCGCUGUCGACUCUUACGAUUUUGCUAUUCUUGUCAUUGAGGUCUUCAACGGAAGUUUCUCGGCCAGCGACCAGGUCGGUCAGACCAAGGGGAUCCCGGUCAGCAUGCACGCUUCAUACAAACGCCUAGCCCACGCAAAUCCUAAGACAAGACUGAGUAUUGCUCACUUCCUGGAGCAAGGCAGGAAAUCGGGUUCAUUCUUCGAUACGCCACUCAUCCAGCUGACUGAUGGCAUUGACAACUUGGGUCUGAAGACCGAGACUGAACGUGAAGAGUUUCUUCGCGAACUCGAGGCCGUGGCAGAAGCAGACGACUUCCCAGAGGAUUUCUUCAGAGUCAAAGUGCUGCCAGAGCUACUCAAAUCCCUCGAAUUUGGCGGCGGAGGUCCUAAGGUUUUGUCACUUGUUAUGCGUAUCGGCAAGAAACUCUCGGACGAAGAAUAUGAGUCGACCAUCACACCCGUGGUUGUCAGACUUUUCAGUAGUCCAGACCGCGCGCUUCGCGUGUGCCUUCUCGAUAAUCUGCCACAUAUGAUUGAUCAUCUUCCUCAGAAGAUUGUGAAUAACGGCAUCUACCCACAGAUGGUUACUGGCUUCACUGACCUCGCGCCGCUUGUCAGAGAACAGACUGUAAAGGCGGUCUUGGUCGUGGUGCCCAAGCUGUCGGAUCGCAUCAUCAAUGGCGAACUCCUGAGAUACCUGGCUAAGACCGCAAACGAUGAGCAGCCAGGCAUUCGUACCAACACCACCAUCUGUCUGGGAAAGAUUGCGAAGAACCUUGGCUCUAGCUCACGUACUAAAGUUCUGGUUGCUGCCUUCUCGAGAUCUCUUAGAGAUCCCUUCGUUCAUGCACGCAACGCAGCACUUUUGGCCCUGUCGGCAACUGCUGAUCUGUUCACGGAGGACGACUGUGCGACCAAGUUGCUUCCAGCGAUUUGCCCGUCGCUCGUAGAUAAGGAGAAAAUUAUUCGAGACCAAGCCAACAAGACUCUGGACCUCUACCUCCAGCGCAUCCGCAAGUAUGGACAAACUCUGCCUGAUAGUGUGUUGCCACCGCCAGAAGCUGCUGGCUCAAAUGCGCCACGCAUGAGCACUCCACAGCCAGGGUCGGGAUCGGGAUGGGCUGGUUGGGCUAUAUCGUCUUUCACCAACAAGCUUGCAACUGCCAGCGGAGAAAUCCAACCCAACAGUAUACCCAGAGUGUCCUCAGGCCUUCGAAACGCGACCCCGACCAUGUCUGAUGUGGAUCAAGAAGACUUUGGUGAUGACUGGGGCGCGAUGGAUGAUGAUAACGAUGGUGCUGCCGACGCUUGGGGUGAGGUAACAGACAGCGCACCGCCCGUUGCGUCUACUAAAGCUUCGGCGGCCUCCUUUGAUGACGGCGGUGAACCGGACUUCGAAGGUUGGCUCAAUGCGCAGGCGCAGGCCAAGACGAAAGCAAAGAAUCCUCUACCCAAAGGUCUUGCAAAGAGCAAGCCUGUCUCAGCUGCAGCAUCAAAGCCCGCUGUAAUUAGGACUGCAUCUGCAUCAGCUGCGACCAAGGCGAAGCCAGUAGCGAAGCCAGCGCCUGGUAAAGUAGUCAAGCCUGCACCCAAGGAGGAGGAGGAAGAGGACUGGGGUUCAGCAUGGUGA
Messenger RNA from Aureobasidium namibiae CBS 147.97, 2241 nucleotides. RefSeq names its product ARM repeat-containing protein. The transcript is spliced from 10 exons. Gene Ontology annotation, molecular function: protein kinase activity; ATP binding. Bases 1 to 2241 code for a protein of 746 amino acids. Gene Ontology annotation, cellular component: cytoplasm. NCBI's taxonomy places the organism in Eukaryota, Fungi, Ascomycota, Dothideomycetes, Dothideales, Saccotheciaceae. Gene Ontology annotation, biological process: tRNA export from nucleus; protein phosphorylation. The record is from RefSeq and is a predicted model, not a curated record.